Tachyglossus aculeatus (Australian echidna) is the source of this 1987-nucleotide messenger RNA. RefSeq names its product phosphoenolpyruvate carboxykinase 2, mitochondrial (gene PCK2). Gene Ontology annotation, molecular function: GTP binding; phosphoenolpyruvate carboxykinase (GTP) activity; manganese ion binding. The transcript has 10 exons. The coding region runs from base 1 to 1923 and encodes 640 amino acids. Gene Ontology annotation, cellular component: cytosol. The record is from RefSeq and is a predicted model, not a curated record. NCBI's taxonomy places the organism in Eukaryota, Metazoa, Chordata, Mammalia, Monotremata, Tachyglossidae. Gene Ontology annotation, biological process: cellular response to insulin stimulus; gluconeogenesis; cellular response to dexamethasone stimulus.
AUGGCCUCCCGCUACCGCCCCGCCCUAAGGCUGGGCUGGUGUGGACUGCGCCCCUGGGGAGGCGUCCCAAACCGGGGCACCCGUGCUCUCCGGGUGGUCAGCGGCGACCUGGGCCAGCUGCCUGGCGGCGUGCGGGACUUUGUGGAGCGCAGUGCCCGCCUGUGCCAGCCGCAGGACGUCCACGUCUGUGACGGGAGCGAGGCCGAGAAUGCGGCCACGCUGGCUCUGCUGGAGAGCCAAGGCCUCGUCCGCCGUCUCCCCAAGUACGACAACUGCUGGCUGGCCCGCACGGACCCCAAGGAUGUGGCCCGAGUGGAGAGCAAGACCGUGAUAGUGACCGAAUCCCAGCGGGACACGGUGCCCAUCCCCGUGGACGGCGCCCGGGGGCAGCUGGGCAACUGGAUGUCCCCAGCCGAGUUCCAGAGAGCCCUGGACGAGAGAUUCCCCGGCUGCAUGAGGGGCCGCACCAUGUACGUGCUCCCGUUCAGCAUGGGCCCGGUGGGCUCCCCGCUGUCCCGCAUCGGGGUGCAGCUCACGGACUCGCCCUACGUGGUGGCCAGCAUGCGCAUCAUGACCCGCCUCGGAGACCCCGUGCUGCGAGCCCUCGGCGACGGGAGCUUCGUCAAGUGCCUGCACUCGGUGGGACGCCCGCUGCCCCUGGAAGGGGAGCUGGUGAACCAGUGGCCGUGCAACCCGGAGAAGACCCUGAUCGGACACGUGCCGGACCGGCGGGAGAUCGUCUCCUUCGGCAGCGGUUACGGUGGCAACUCCCUGCUGGGCAAGAAGUGCUUCGCCUUGCGCAUCGCCUCCCGGCUGGCCCGCGACGAGGGCUGGCUGGCCGAGCACAUGCUGAUCCUGGGCAUCACCAGCCCCGCGGGGAAGAAGCGCUACGUGGCCGCCGCCUUCCCCAGCGCUUGUGGCAAGACCAACCUGGCCAUGAUGCGCCCGGCUCUGCCCGGCUGGAAGGUGGAGUGCGUGGGCGACGACAUUGCCUGGAUGCAGUUCGACGAUGACGGCCGCCUCCGCGCCAUCAACCCCGAGAACGGCUUCUUCGGCGUGGCUCCCGGCACCUCGGCCACCACCAACCCCAACGCCAUGGCCACCAUCAGUCGCAACACGCUCUUCACCAACGUGGCGGAGACCAGCGACGGCGGGGUCUACUGGGAGGGCAUCGACCAGCCCCUGCCCCCCGGGGUCACCGUCACCUCCUGGCUCGGCAGGCCCUGGAAACCCGGUGACAAGGAGCCCUGCGCCCACCCCAAUUCCCGUUUCUGCGCCCCGGCCCGGCAGUGCCCAAUCAUCGACCCCGCCUGGGAGGCUCCUGAGGGGGUCCCCAUCGACGCCAUCAUCUUCGGGGGGCGCAGGCCCAAAGGGGUGCCCCUGGUUUACGAGGCCUUCAAUUGGCGCCACGGCGUCUUCGUGGGCAGUGCCAUGCGCUCUGAGUCAACCGCUGCAGCGGAGCACAAAGGGAAGACCAUCAUGCACGACCCCUUCGCCAUGCGGCCCUUCUUCGGCUACAACUUCGGGCGCUACCUGGAGCACUGGCUGAGCAUGGAGGGGCGGCGGGGGGCCCGGCUCCCCCGCAUCUUCCACGUCAACUGGUUCCGGCGGGACGCGGAGGGCCGCUUCCUGUGGCCGGGCUUCGGGGAGAACGCCCGCGUGCUGGAGUGGAUCUGCCGGCGCCUGGAGGGCGAGGAGAGCGCCCGCGAGACGGCCGUGGGCCUGGUGCCCCGGGACGGGGCCCUGAACCUGCAGGGCCUGGGGCCCGUCGACACGGCCGAGCUCUUCUCGCUGCCGCGGGAGUUCUGGGAGCAGGAGGUGCGGGACGUGCGCCGGUACCUCAGCGAGCAGGUCAACCGGGAUCUGCCCCGCGAGGUGCUGGCCGAGCUGGAGGCCCUGGAGGACCGGGUCCGCCGGAUGUGAGCCGGGGGCGGGCAGGGGAGGCCCCGGCCGGGGACUCGACAAUAAGAGCUGCUCCUCUCUUUUA